Molecule: messenger RNA, 2468 nt
Organism: Blastomyces dermatitidis ER-3
Lineage: Eukaryota; Fungi; Ascomycota; Eurotiomycetes; Onygenales; Ajellomycetaceae
Product: DnaJ like subfamily C member 2
Exons: 3
Coding region: 265-1602 (445 amino acids)
Biological process (GO): 'de novo' cotranslational protein folding; regulation of translational fidelity
Cellular component (GO): cytosol
Molecular function (GO): Hsp70 protein binding; ribosome binding
Source: RefSeq, a predicted model, not a curated record
UAUUGGCGUAGUUUAGCCCCCCCGGAAUCAUUCAAAUGAAUCUAUAAGUUCAACUUGGAGAUGUUAAAAAAGUCCAGGAUUGCAGCCGGGGAUUGACUUCUACGUCCCAAACAGGUUUAGCGUUAUCUGGUCUCGCCUAAACAAAUCUGCAUCAUUUUUUUUUUCCAGCUUUUUAGUCCUCGCUUCGGUUGUCGCAACUCUCAUAUCUACCUAAUAUCUAUAGACAAGCUCUAGAUAUUAUAUACGAAUUGAAGCUGACACGGGAUGGCUACUGCUGAGAUUGUACACCUGCCUCUUCCCGCCCUCCCAGAGGGCUGGAGUGCAGAGAAAGACUUCAAAGUCAUCGGCUCGCUCUCUAGCGCUACGCAGCGCAAUGUCGAGCCUGUUGGACCGCACUUUUUGGCUCAUGCCCGAAGAAAGCGCCACCACCGGACGUUCUCUGAGGAUGACAGAAUCCAGGCCCAGGAAAAUGUGAAGAAGAUUGAGGAAGAGGAAGUUGACGAAAUCAGUGAACCCGAGGAUCCUAUUAUGCUUCAGCGGGACGCCAAGGAUUGGAAGGGCCAAGAUCACUAUGCUGUCCUCGGGUUGAGCAAACACCGAUACCGUGCCACAGACGAGCAAAUUAAACGCGCUCACCGCAAGAAGGUCCUCCGUCAUCAUCCGGAUAAGAAGGCCGCGUCAGGCAACGCCGACGAGAACGACAGUUUCUUUAAGUGUAUUCAGAAGGCUACCGAAAUUCUGCUUGACCCUGUCAAACGCCGUCAAUUCGAUUCCGUCGACGAACUUGCCAAUGUACCCCCACCCGGCAAAAAGAAGGGCAAUUUCUUCAAGCUCUGGUCUCCUGUCUUCGAAUCAGAGGGCAGAUUCUCCAAGACCCAACCAGUCCCUAAACUUGGCGAUGAAAACAGCACAAAGGAAGAGGUCGAAGAAUUCUAUAACUUCUGGUACAACUUCGACAGCUGGAGAUCAUUCGAAUAUGAAGAUGAGGACGUCCCCGAUGACAACGAGAACCGCGACCACAAACGCCACAUCGAGCGCAAGAACGCCAAUGCCCGCCGGAAGAAGAAGACGGAGGACACUGCCCGUCUGCGCAGACUUGUAGACGACGCUCUUGCUGCUGAUGAGCGAAUUAAGAAGUUCCGUAAGGCGGAGCGUGCCCACAAGGACAAGCGCAGGCUCGAGAAGGAGGCCGAAGCGAAGCGCCUAGCUGAGGAGAAGGAGAAGGCCCGCCUGGAGGAGGAGCAGCGGAAGAAGGAAGCAGAGGAGGCUGCCAAGGCUGAGAAGCUAGAAGGCAAGAAGGCCAGGGAGGCUGAGAAGAACGCUGCGAAGAAAAAUAAGCGGGUGCUUAAAGGCAGCGUUAAGGAUGUGAAUUAUUUUGCUGAGGGAGGGGAUGCCACUGCGGCGCAAGUGGAUGGUGUGCUGAAUGAUGUUGACCUAAUUAUUAGCAAGAUUAGCAACGGGGAACUUGCUGCGCUUGCUUCGAAGCUUGCGGCUGCCGGCAAGGAUGCGGCUUCUGUCAAGUCCACUUACGGUGAAGUUGUGAAGGGGCUUAUUGGCGCUGGGAAGCUGAAAGAGGGGGAGACAAGAUUUUUGACUGUCUAAAAAUUUUAUCUAGAAAGAGGUUUUAUCUUUUAUGACCAGUUUCUAAUUUAUAUAUAUUCAAGGUCUAUCCUAUUAUUUUUUCCGCCUUCGAUCGGCUCAUUGAGCGUGUUUCUACUUCGCAAAGCAAAACAAAAGUAGAUUUCACUCGAUGAUCUCCACGUCGUCCUACCGUAUGCACAUAGAUUUUAUAUUAUUAGUGCGGAUUGGUUGUGCUUGGGAAUCUAUGGUGGUUCUAGAACUCAUACCUCCCUUAUUUUUACCCCUUCGACCCGUCACUAGUUAGAUUUUCACUAAAUUCCCAGCGGCUUACGGCUUACUUGCCAUAAAGCGAGCGAAUCUUUUCACGGUUCAUAAACCCAAGAUAUUCAUACUAUGCUCAACGCUACAUUCUCCUCUAACCUCUCUAUACCAUUUCGUUUCCCAGCUAUGAUCAUAGCUGUCAUAUAUUUUACACCAUAUGUCCCAAAUAACUAGACUCUACAUCAAACGCCUUAUUGUCCAAUCUAGAUCAUGGACAUCCCCUUGGAGAAAGAUGACCAACUCGAAGCCUCCAAAACUUCACCAGGCCUCUAGCAGGCAAUCUGCGUGCAACCAACCAAGGACGAUGAUCCCGCCAACAAACGUCUGAAAGGUUUCUGAGUUCCCAGCCCGUUGGAACAGGCUCCAUGGGCUUCGCAGGAAGUGCCCAUAAACCCCAAAACCCAAACCCUAUAGAAUAAUGCACAUACCCUAUUCUCACGGAUAGGGACAAUGAAAGGAACUCAUAGAAUACCAACCUAGAGGAUUCUGUUAGAUAAGUGAACUAUAGUGCAUUCUGGUUAGCGGGCUAUUUUCCACUUUUUCUCCCCUCAGAAGAGAAUCCAAUC